GGAUGGAGGCACCGAAGCGGUCGUUUCAUUUUUGACAAGUUUGAAGAAGACCAACAACGAGCAACGACGGUAAAAGCUAUAAGCUCAGUAUACGCUUAAGAGUCAACAACCAUUAAGAAGUUGAUGGACGGUUCUGGAGCGCCCCCCAUACAUCCGGCAAUAGCACCUCUCUCAUUCCUUCUUGGGAAAUGGAGAGGUCAAGGUGAAGGUGGCUUCCCCACCAUUAAUUCCUUCUCCUAUGGCGAAGAGCUCCAUUUCUCCCACUCUGGCAAGCCUGUGAUAGCUUAUGCCCAAAAGACUUGGAAAUUGAGCUCAGGGGAGCCAAUGCACGCAGAGAGUGGUUAUUGGAGGCCAAAACCGGAUGGGACUAUUGAAGUUGUCAUUGCUCAGAGCACUGGUCUCGUUGAAGUUCAGAAAGGGACAUAUGAUGCCGAUGAGAAAGUGAUAAAACUUCAAAGCGAACUUGUGGGAAAUGCUUCUAAGGUCAAAGAGAUCGCCAGAGUAUUUGAGUUAAAAGAUGAAGGAUUGUCAUAUGUGGUUCAGAUGGCUACAAAUCUCACAAAACUAGAGCCACAUCUGAAUGCCUUACUCAAGAAACUCUAAUUUGAGUACUGAAGCAAAUCACGGAUGCAUCAAAUAUCCAUCAGUUCUCAUUUUGCCACCACAGGAAUCUCUUAAUUUUUCUAGAAAUUAUUCAGAAAAUGAUGGUUUUAUAUUCAUAUCUGUCUUGAUGCAUGGAACAGUGAGAACAAAAGUAGCAAAGAAUCCAUGUAGAAGCUCUGGGUUCUAUUUACAACUAAUAACUAAUAAGAGAGAUUUUAUCCAAA
Molecule: messenger RNA, 827 nt
Organism: Humulus lupulus (European hop)
Lineage: Eukaryota; Viridiplantae; Streptophyta; Magnoliopsida; Rosales; Cannabaceae
Product: peroxynitrite isomerase Rv2717c
Exons: 4
Coding region: 124-603 (159 amino acids)
Source: RefSeq, a predicted model, not a curated record